AUGCUCCAUUCAACAUUGGCCCUGUCCCUCCUGCUAAUUGCAGUCUCUUCCAACCUUGCGAUGGCAAUCAAGAAGGAAAAAAGAGCACCUCAGACACUGUCAAGAGGGUGGGGCGAUGAAAUUACCUGGGUACAAACUUAUGAAGAAGGGCUUUAUCGAGCAAAAAAAAGUAACAAGCCACUGAUGGUAAUUCAUCAUUUGGAAGACUGUCAAUACUGCCAAGCACUGAAGAAAGCUUUUGCAGAAAAUGAAGAGAUACAGGAAAUGGCCCAAAAUAACUUCGUUAUGCUGAAUCUCAUGCAUGAAACCACAGAUAAAAAUCUGUCACCUGAUGGACAAUACGUGCCUCGAAUCAUGUUUGUAGACCCAUCUCUCACAGUAAGAGCUGAUAUCACAGGAAGAUACUCUAACCGGCUUUACACUUACGAACCACAAGACAUACCAUUCUUAAUAGAGAACAUGAAGAAAGCACUACGCCUCAUUCAGACAGAACUGUAACCAGCAAUAGUGAAAUGACCAUAGCCUCUACGAGGUGAAGCUGCACUAGGAAACCUGACAUUUUCAAAUAUUUUAGUUAACCUCUCUGUCUCUACUAUCAUUUUGAACUCUUACCAAGCAGCUUUGGUAUAUCAGAUUUCAUAAGAAAUUUAUAUGUACAAUUUGAAGAAUAAACAUAAAAAACCUACUGUGUCCAUUUGGAAAACAAGAGGAGAAAUCUAUUAAACACUUUGAAAUUAGUUAUCUGAAUAACUGAAAGUGAUGGUUUAAGAUGCAGUAACUUUGAGCUGUAUUUUAUCAAUCCAGCUAUGACUUUAAGUCAGCUAUGACUUCUGACCAAGAGUUAUAACCAAUCUUUUUGAUGUCUAUUUGCAAUUUGUUAAUAGCUGCAUCUCAGCUCCUAAUUUUUAUUUUUAUUGCAAGAAGCUUGUAA
Molecule: messenger RNA, 931 nt
Organism: Aptenodytes forsteri (emperor penguin)
Lineage: Eukaryota; Metazoa; Chordata; Aves; Sphenisciformes; Spheniscidae
Gene: AGR3
Product: anterior gradient 3, protein disulphide isomerase family member
Exons: 7
Coding region: 1-498 (165 amino acids)
Cellular component (GO): endoplasmic reticulum
Molecular function (GO): dystroglycan binding
Source: RefSeq, a predicted model, not a curated record